GAUAACUUUUAGCGAUUUCAAAUAUUAUCUCAAAGAGGAUAAGAAAUACAGCAAGAGUUGGGAGUAAAAUAAAAAAUUGAAAGGUGACGUCAUCGUAUAGACAGAAACUUAUCAAGGUAGGAAACACAUAAAAGAUAAUGUCGUCUGUCUAUUUAUACGAUAACUGUGUACGCGUAAUGUUAGAUUUCAAGUGUGCCACGAUAAAAUAGUUCAUCUUUAAAAGUAGAUACCUCGCGGAUUCUUGCUCAUUAUUCGUUCAUCAGUCCAGUGAGGAUUUACAACGCUUGAUAUACACACAACUUUUUCCAAUAUUUCUCCAAUAAUACCGUCCCGAGAUUGCGAAUAGCAACCGGUUCGAUCGAUUCAAUGGCGAAUACCGCGAACUCUGUCUGCGACGUACGCAAGCGUACCGGAGAAUCCAAAUCUCAGGUACAAUCAAUUGAGAACAAGCAUAAUAAUCAGUUUGUAGUUAGCUACAAAAAUCAAUUUUACAACAUAAAAGACUUCCUUCGAUAUCAUCCUGGCGGAGCGAAGAUAUUAAAUUUCUUUAAAAACCGAAGCUUGGAUAAAGCGUUCGAAGAAAAUCCCCACUCGGAAGCGGCGUUUCACCUGUUGCAGGACUUCAUAUUAAACAAUCAAGAAAAAUACCAAAAAUACGAAAACCUGAUCGAUUGGAACCAAGCUAUACUUGGACAAGUAGGUUCACUAGGCCAGCAUUAUUCGGAAUGGGUCAAUUUACCAGUGAAUAAGGAUAUAAAACUUUUUAAAUCAAACAUUUUAGAAAGUUUAACAAUUACACCUUGGUAUAUGAUACCGAUAAUAUGGAUUCCAGUAUGUCUUUAUUUUCUUUAUUGCGGAUGGACACAUAUCAGCACCGAUAAUAUCGAAAGCACCGUGUUUGAAGUUUUAAUUUCAUAUAUAUUCGGUAUAUUGUUAUGGACUCUAUUAGAAUAUGUACUUCAUCGUGAAAUCUUUCACUAUAAACCACCCAUUAACUCGAGACUACUUAUUACUUUGCACUUUUUACUUCACGGUAUUCAUCACAAGGCACCAUUUGAUAAUAGAAGAUUAGUAUUUCCUAUUUUACCAGCUGCAUUGACAGCAAAAGUGUUAUUGAUGAUCUAUAGUAUGGUGUUUCCUCAAACGACUCUUUAUUUUAUUGUAGCUGGUACAUUAACAGGCUAUAUUUUUUACGAUUUGACACAUUAUUAUUUACAUCAUGGUGCGCCAAAGGUUGGGACAUAUAUGUACUUAAUGAAAAGAAAUCAUAACUAUCAUCAUUUUUUACAUCAUGAUUUAGGUUUCGGUAUCAGUAGUAAAUUAUGGGAUUAUAUGUUCAGAACGAAUAUUUGUUUACGAAAAUUGGUCAAACCAAUUGAAUGGUAAAUUAAUUCACUAAAUAAGACUUAUAUAUAUAUACACAUAUGUAUACAUAUGUAUGACAAGCAAACAGUACAAAAAAAGUCAAUUACAAUUUACGAUCGAUCGUUCGAUAAUAUGUAUAUUUUAAGUACAAAGAACAAAAUGCAGAAAAUACAUAUACACAGAAUCGAGCAAAAUUUUUAAUAAGAUAAAUUAUUGCAUAUUGCUAUAAGCACUUGAGCAAAAUAAUACUUUAAGUACAUCAUUCUUGGAAUAUACGCUUAUUUUAUAUAAAGAUAAUUUAAAUACGCUAAAUAAAUAAAUCAAUGCCAGUGGUUAAAAAAUACCAUUAGCAUUGGUAAUAUAAACGAAUGUGAUUAAUUAUAAAUAAAUGUGAUUAAA
Molecule: messenger RNA, 1764 nt
Organism: Frieseomelitta varia
Lineage: Eukaryota; Metazoa; Arthropoda; Insecta; Hymenoptera; Apidae
Gene: Fa2h
Product: fatty acid 2-hydroxylase
Exons: 6
Coding region: 367-1386 (339 amino acids)
Biological process (GO): fatty acid metabolic process; lipid biosynthetic process
Cellular component (GO): membrane; endoplasmic reticulum
Molecular function (GO): fatty acid 2-hydroxylase activity; heme binding; iron ion binding
Source: RefSeq, a predicted model, not a curated record